AUGAAAACAAUCAUUGCAGCCUGUUCCCAAAAUCUCAGCGGCAGCCGUGCCAGUGUCCAGACCGCCCUGCGCACCCUGCUCACAGCACCCUGGCCCUCGCAGCGGGACGUCCGCUCCUGGCUCCAGCUCCUCGCUGUCCUGCAGUGGGUGCUCAGCUUCCUGCUGCUGGGAAUCGUCAGCCUCCUGCUCCUCAUCUACCUGGUGUUCACCAGCUUCUGGCCCAUCUCCGCGCUCUACCUGGCCUGGAUCAUCUUUGACUGGGACACGCCAGAGAAAGGUGGCAGGAGGCUGCCGUGCCUGCGGCGAUGGGCGCACUUUCGGGACUAUUUCCCUGUGAAGCUGGUGAAGACACAUGACCUGUCCCCCAGCCACAACUACAUCAUCGGCUCCCACCCCCACGGCAUCCUCUGCGUCGGCGCCUUCUGCAACUUCAUCACGGGCUCCACGGGCUUCGGGGAGAUGUUCCCGGGCAUCCGGCCCUUCCUCACCACCCUGGCCGGCAACUUCCGCCUGCCCCUCUUCAGGGAGUACCUGAUGAGUGGGGGCCUGUGCCCGGUGACCCGCCGUGCCAUCGGGUACCUGCGUCCCGCCGCCCGCGGAGGCAUCGUCAUCGGCGGCGCAGCCGAGUCGCUCUCCUGCUGUCCCGGUGUCACCACCCUCAUCCUGAAGAACCGCAAGGGCUUUGUCCGCAUGGCCCUGCAGCACGGGGCCCACCUCGUCCCCUCCUUCUCCUUCGGGGAGAACGACCUCUUCCGCCAGGUGGUCUUUGAGGAGGGCAGCUGGAUGAGGAGCAUCCAGCAGCGCUUCCAGAAGAUGAUGGGCUUCGCUCCCUGUGUCUUCUACGGCCGGGGUCUCACCUCUGUCCGCUCCCGGGGCUUCCUCCCCUAUGCCAGACCCAUCACCACUGUGGUGGGGGAGCCGGUGACAGUGCCCAAGAUUGAGAACCCGAGCUGCGAGGUGGUGGACAUGUACCACGAGAUGUACAUCCGCUCCCUCCUCCAGCUCUUCAACCAGAACAAGACCAAGUACGGGCUGUCGGAGACGGACGAGCUGCACAUCCUCUGA
Antrostomus carolinensis (chuck-will's-widow) is the source of this 1065-nucleotide messenger RNA. RefSeq names its product diacylglycerol O-acyltransferase 2-like. Gene Ontology annotation, cellular component: endoplasmic reticulum membrane. Lineage: Eukaryota; Metazoa; Chordata; Aves; Caprimulgiformes; Caprimulgidae. The record is from RefSeq and is a predicted model, not a curated record. Gene Ontology annotation, biological process: lipid metabolic process.